UCGUGAGUUCACUUCACCUCUGAUUUAUGUGGAAAAGUUGGCAGUCACUUUCGAUCAUAAAGGAUAAUAACGUAUAUAAUUAGAGAGCACAUAAAGUGUAAUAUUAUAGACAGCUCCGGCUUUCCAUAUCUAUAGCUACUAUUUUUGUAUGAGUCAUGCACGGAAUAAACAAGUCGUCCUGUGACUUAAAAAUGUUUAACCAGAUCACUACCCAGACCCAAAUUAAAUGUACCGAUAAAGGAGAAGUAACUCUGUGUUUGAGUUUGGAGUUUGUUUUAAACUUUAUCAAUAACUCAAGCGGUACGCAAAUAAAUUCUAAAAAUAGUAUAUUGGAAAUCCCGCUUUCGGUUUUAGUAGCUUGUUAGUUUAUUGCUGACGAACUUGAUAUUUUUAUAAAAUUGGAUCAGAAGUUUAAAAUACAGUCAUGUCUGGGAUACGAGUGUCCGGGUUACCAGCAAACGUCUCAGACAAACACCUCAAAGUAUACUUCAGCAACCCAAGAAAUGGCGGAGGGCGUAUCCUGAAAAUAUACCAUCCCCUACCCCAUGCGUCUGCUGUGGUGCUGUUCGACGAUAAAAGAGUUGUGCAAGAAAUUCUGAAAAGAGAUCAUCAGUUUUCAGGAAAGCCUGUUGACAUAUCAGCAACGCCUAAACAGGUGUUCCGGCGAGCUGUUGCUGAGAUAGAAAAAACCGUCUCUAACUUUCUUAGUAUCAACCCCCAACUUGUGGACGAGCUACAGUUCAUUGGGGAAGUCAACGUAAACUUUCAGUAUGAGAAGGAAAGAUAUCUUCUUGACGGGUCGUGGUAUCAGAUCGAAUGGGCACUACAUUAUCUAGACACGAUGCUAGACGCAUUCCAGUUUGAUCCAAAUUCAGAUUUUGAGCUACCAGGGCCUGUUUCAAAUACACAAGGGCAGUCAAGAGCAAGAGAGCCAAGAAGUCAGGACGCGUUCCGAGACGAAAGCCCGCCUCGCAGUCAUGAGAUCAAGCGUCCGAAUAUACCGGUUGUAAAGCGUCCACAGGAAAAUGAGCCGCCCAAAUCUCUCCCGGUUUCGACUGGUACUCCCUUGUCUAAUUUCCGUAGGUUGACUGGUAAACAGUCUAGAGAAACAGAAGAUUUAAUUCAGAGGCCAACUAAGAACAAAAACGUCAUGCCGGCUGGAGGUGCGGCGGGAGGAAUCACGGCACCGAGUUCUGUGGAGAGCAAACUGUACGGAGUAACUUUACGUUCAAAUCUUAAUGACGAGAAACAAGAACGGUACCAGGCUCGCGGGGCUCAGAAAUAUACUGAUGAGGAGGAGGAUUGGAACACAGGAAGACGUAGUCGUGAUGCUUAUCCGGCGUACAAGAAUGCCUUUGACAGAGAAGCUGACUCUGACAGUGAAAACGAAGCAACUUUGGCUGCGGCAUACGACAGACGAGUUGGUUUUUCAAGUGACACGAACUUUGAUGAAAACAUAGGAAGGCCUCAACGAGCCGUCCCCAGGAUGACCAAAGGCAUAGAUGUUGCUAGGACGGAUUUUGGCGAAGCACCACUUACGUUCACGUUCGAACUUCCUGGUAACAUGAAAGUGCACGUUGCUAUGGAUGACAUCACGAAGCAGACGACAGACACGAUCAUAAAUCCAACAACUCCGGAAAUGUCGAAUGUUUACGGAGUUUCCCGAGCCAUAACGGCCGCAGCCGGAUUUGAAAUGCAGAUGGAAUGUCGACGUUAUGUUGAAGAAAACGGACCAAUGAAUUUUGCAGGUGUUACGCACACCGCAGCAGGAGGAGGGUUGAGUCAGAAAGUCGGAUUCGUGUUACACACAGCUGGACCGCAUUGGCGGGAAGAGGAAAGCGAGAACUGUACACAUAUGCUUGUGUGUACCUAUAUCAACUGUUUCCAGUAUGCAGACGAGAAAUUGUGGGUUCAGUCUUUGGCCACUCCUCUGAUCAGUGCCGGGGCAUUUGGAUUCCCGCUGGACGUGUGUAUAGGAGCUUUCUACGAUGCUCUGUUACUGUUCUGUACCCGUACUACGACAAAGCGCCAUCUGAAGGAAAUACACCUCGUGUGUUUUGACCAGGAUUCCGCCAUGGCUACCAUCAUGAUUGUGAAGUCUUUACUCGAUUGUGAUAACGCCCAGUCGGCUGUAGCUGCUACUGAUAGAUACUGGAUGCGGUCGUCUAAAUACAAUUUUCAAGCGGAGAACUUUGGAAAGCGAAAUGAGCAAAAGGCUGAUACCGACGAGUCAGACAAAGAGGAUGAUGACAUAAAGGGUGACGUAACUGGUGCUGAUGGCGAGAAAACUAGAGAAAAAGAGAAAGAAGAAAGUAUGAAGCAUAAGGAAAAGGUGGAAAGGUCUGAUGAUUUAAGUGACUCGGACAGUGAAAAGAAGGAAAUAGUUAUUCCGUACGUAAAUGCAAGCAUUGCAAUGGGAAAACCUGGACAGGUUGCAAAAGGGACGUCAUUUUCGGAAAAAUUGGAAUUGAAAAAUAUUGACAAAGAUGAUGACAAUAGUGAUGACCAUAUGGAACAUGUGGUUAAAGAUAAGGAAAAGGACUUUAAUCCUUACGUAAGUGCAAAAAUAGCAGAAGGAGAGCCCGGAAAGAGUAGUCUUAAGUCUUCAUUUACUGAAAAUCUGGACUUAGAACAUGUAGAUAAAGAUGAAAGUGAUAAUGAAAGUAAAAGUGACGUUGAAAAUGUAGAUGGUAAUAAAGUGUAUGAGGAGGAACACAAGCAUGAAAAUGAAAAGAAUGAAGAUUUACAGCCGGUUGUGAAGUCACAUGAUACGGAAGAAGAUGAUAAAAGAAACGAAGACGUUGACGAAGAUCAAGACGAUGAUGAGGGUAGAGACGAAGUUAGGGAGUCGCAAGCUGCACGGAAAGACAGUGGAGACAAUUUUAAAGUGUCUAUCAACAAAACUAGUCUAACAGAUAGUGAAUGGAGCAUGGUACCCGGAAAUGACGUCACAAAAGAUGCUGAUGUAUCUGAUAACGAAGACGCGGAUGAGGAAAAGGGGGAGGAACUCUUCUUAUAAUUAAUAGAAUAUACGUUGCGUGAAAGUGCUUUGUUACAAGUAUAGAUAUAGGCAAUGUAUAUUGUAGCACUGUGCCAUGGUGAAAGCUGUAUACAUGUAAUCAUAUACAAAGUCACCAAAUAUGAAUCAAGUGGGCAUUAGAAAUGUUCAUAAUUUCUUUGAGUCAAUUGGUGAAGUCGGUGGUGUUAAAAGUUGCUAUUUCUAAUGAUACACCUGUGUUGAUACUUCAGUAUAUUUAAGUAGCCCUAACCUGUGCGUUGUGAAGCAUGCGGAAAACAAUUACAUAGUCAUGUAUUUAUUUUCGUAGCUUCUGUUGAAAAUGUUAUUUGUUGGAAUACUUGUUUUGAUUAGGUUAUACGUAUUAUCAUAUAAAAUAACCGCGGGUCCCACGGAAACUAAAAUAGAGCCUACAUCACCGAGUUUAUAAUACUAUUAAGCAGAUUUGUAUGUCUUGUUUUCCGUGACAUAAAGGUCUUAUAUAAAACCAGCGCUUUUCAGAAAUAGGUACUUAAGUUAUUAAAAUAUAAAUGCCACGAAAGUCAUUGUAAUGAAAACGUUAAAAUAUUUCGGAAGUUACCGAUGGAGGAAUAUUUUACACUGAAAUGUUAAUUAAAGAGAUGGAUUCAGUUAUAUCCAAUAUUUUCACAAAGCCAUGUGCUGCAAUAUAGUCUGUUUGUGUAGGUUAUAAGUUGAAUACAGCAGCUUGAAGAUAUUAAUUUCGAGCGAGCUAUAGCGAAGCGAGAAAUUAAUAUCUUAAAACUGCUUUAUUCAAUUUAUAACCGUCUUACAGUUAGCCAUUAAUUUUAAUACAUACAGUAAAUGUGACAACUGUAUGUUACAUAGAAUGGCCAGAUGUGAACGAAAUUUAUUACAUACAGUUAAUGUGACAACUGUAUGUAAAAUAGAAUGGCCAGAUGUGAACGAAAUGGAGCAGUUCCAUUGGCAGAACAACUUUGGUGCAUUAAAGCGGUCGUCGUUUAUUCAAUAUAAAAGUUUGCUUUAUUGCUAUUUGGGAGUUUAUAUAUUAAUAUGAUUUAUUUACUGUAUGCUAGUCCAUGGAGUCUACAUAUAAACUGAUUUAAUAAGAAUAGUGCAUAUCAUUAUGGAAGGCCGUCACGGUGAUGGUAACAUGGGACCGAAACUAGUUACUCUAAAAUCUUUAGAAAAAAAAUAUUUUUAACAGAAGCAAAGUUAUGUAAAGAAAGCCAAUGACUUUUUCCAAGGAAUACAUUCAUCUACUGAUAUAUUUAAUCUUUGUUUGAAUAAGCAAUUUACAAAGCACGUUACAAUAAGCAAUUGGCGAUUAUUGUUUCGGAUUCCUCAAAUAUCAGUUAGCAUUUACUAUUUGACAAUUGCCGUUUGACUGUCAAUAUUUAAUAUCAAGCAUUUGGCAAAUAGUAUUUCGCACUAACUAUUUGCCAAUAUUUAGCAGUUAACAUGGCGCAUUGGCCUUCCUUACAUGACACGUUGGCCUUCCAUACAUGCGUAUUGGUUCAAGUGUUUAGAGGUUGUGUUGUUAACUUUAUGCUUUCGUUCUUUCGUUCAAUGAAGCAUAAAAUAAGAAAUUUUAGAUUGUCUUCAAGUUUCAUGCUUUAUUUUUCUCUUGUUGCUUUCUGUUAAGAUGCACGCUUAUUCAUUGGUUUAACAUGAGUUGUAUUUAAAAUGUAUAUAUGUUGAAAUACAUGUUCAGUGCAAUGUUAUAUGUUGAAAUGGUUUUGUUUUAUUCGUUGUUUUCAAAUUGUUGAGAUUUAAGUUUUUAAGGACACGCCUUCUAAUGUACAUUGAUUUCAAGUUAGCCAAGUACAUGGAUGAAAUAUCAAUGAUCAUAAUUAUAGGACUACUUUUCAAGACUAUGGAAAAAAGAUAAAAGUACAGCUGAAUGGCUUCAGAGAAAUGUUUUUAAUUUUCUUUUACUUUUUCUUGUAUUUGGCUUCUUCAUUAAAAUCAUUUUAAUCGUU
Mercenaria mercenaria is the source of this 4977-nucleotide messenger RNA. RefSeq lists its product as uncharacterized. The transcript has 10 exons. NCBI's taxonomy places the organism in Eukaryota, Metazoa, Mollusca, Bivalvia, Venerida, Veneridae. The record is from RefSeq and is a predicted model, not a curated record. Bases 425 to 3019 code for a protein of 864 amino acids.